This is a messenger RNA of Aphanomyces invadans, 13164 nucleotides long. RefSeq lists its product as hypothetical. Gene Ontology annotation, biological process: microtubule-based movement. The record is from RefSeq and is a predicted model, not a curated record. Gene Ontology annotation, molecular function: dynein intermediate chain binding; ATP binding; dynein light intermediate chain binding. Gene Ontology annotation, cellular component: dynein complex. Lineage: Eukaryota; Oomycota; Saprolegniomycetes; Saprolegniales; Verrucalvaceae. The transcript has 30 exons. Bases 85 to 13164 code for a protein of 4359 amino acids.
CGACGAGAUAGUUGGCGCUCACACGUGUUCGUGAAAGGGCACGUUCAUCGUGGCACAUCGCGCGGUCGAUUACGUGUGCAUUCCAUGAGCAGCCCACCUCCUCCAGGGUUGGACCACCCGCCGUCGGCGCGAGUGUCGCCCGAAGCAUGGGACGACUUGGAAAAGUUUAAGGCGCUGACACGCGGCCGCGGUGAUUCAUCUGGGGAUCCGUUGCUGCUAGCCACGUCCGAGCUCAAACGAAGCCCGGUCCGCAAAGUCCGCCUCGACAUCCUCCAGAGCUCGUUGGCUUGCCGAUUGGAUGGCGGCGGGAACCCAACAGGCGUCAACAGCCCGAUCAAGAAGAAGCUGAAAAAGCACACGGACCCACUGGACCCCAUGGCUUCAGGUGCCAACUUGGCGGCCUCGCUCGGGCCCCUCGGGUCGUUCCGUGGCUCCAGGCGACCUGGUAGCUCCACCAAUAGCCUCCUCGGCCGACCAGCAUCCCCCAGCAGCAUGCCUUCCCCUCCCGUCACAAGCUCGUCGAAGUUGCAGAGUGGAGGCGUCCCCACAUUUGGAGAUGAAGAGCGAUCGUACUGCACGCUGAGCGAUCGCAUUGGAUGCAACUACACUCCAACGUCGCGCUUCCUGACCAAACACGAUGUUGCACGCCUCGCGACUGUCUUGGUGGCGCAUCCCAAGCCCGAAAAACAGGUCGGUGGUGCGGUGGGGUCACCCAAGAAGCGGGAAUUCAUCGCCAAGUCGCCAGCGUUGGAACGAUCCAUGAGCCACCGACCGCCAUCGCUUGGGAGCGACAACGACGACGUCGACAUGCCGGACGCCUUGCCGUCGCUCACCGGUAUCGUGGGCACGGAAGGCAAGAUAGUGUCUGUGUUUCCCGACGGGUCUCGGGCGUUCACCCGCCACGUGAACUCGUCCAAUGCGAGCCACACGUUCAAAAUCCCAAGUCCCACCCACAGCCCGACAAAACGCGACCACAUUCGGCUCAAUUUGCCGCAAUCGCCCAGCUCGCACCACUCGCAUGCCAAGACGAAGAACGUGCUGGAGCCGCUGACACCCCGCACGCUGCAGAUCGACGCCCACUUGUACCAAACGACCAAGACGAGCUUUUGGAAAGCAGUGGAGGGCAACGUCGCCGCCGUCGCCAUGAUGAAUCCUCGAUGGCCGGUUGGGAUUCUCCAUCGGCUUCAGCUCCCACCCCCCGCCUUCCGCCAUGUCCCCGAUCUCCUAGCCCAGCACGCGGCCAUUUGCGAGGCCAUGAUUGGCACGAUGCUCGACGAAGUUAACACGGACUACACGACUGCGGUCGCGCGGGCGAUGGUUCAGUACGCCCUUCUCGACGAGCGCCAGGCCGCGACCCUCGGCAUUGUCCCGUCCUACUUACACGCAGCGUCGCAGUGGUGGACAAACGACAUGUACACGUCGUUUGCGUGGCGCGUGCUUCGCCAGACUCACGUGAAUCGGGAUACGGUCAAGGAGAGCGCCGAGUACGUUGAAGUGUUUUUGCACACGGCGGAUCCGGCACUCUUAGCCUUGCAAGCGCAGUGGAUCCUGGAAGGCCCGCCGGCAGAGUGGGAGAGCCGCGACGGCCUUCCGUGGGCGCCGUAUGCCCAGCUUUUGUGGACGGAUGUGCAAUCGCGUUCCUUUCGCGCGUCGCUGCCUCGUACGGUCGCGAGCUUUGUGGACCACAUGACUCGACGGGUCGAAGUGGUCAAGGACUGCCUGCGGACGUACUGGAUCACGUCCAGCGCCAAAAAAGUUGACGCGUGCUUGCCACCUGUGGCGGCGACAGCAACGACCCAGUCCGCUUCAAAGGGCACGACGUCCACCAAACCAUACGAGAAGACAUCUGCGCGUGAACUCCACAAGCCGGGGACGUCUUCGCCGUUGUCGAUGCCGUCGAUUCAUUCGCCGCAUCACCACCACCACAACGCGGACGACGACGUCCUUGUCGAGGACGACUUGUUUCAGUACAACCACCACAUUGGUGUGUUAAACGCUGCGUCGGUGCUUAUGUCGCGGCAACUGCGCAGCAUUGUGGAUGCGUCCGUCAUGACGUUUCUCUCGUUCUUUCAUGAAUGUGCGCGGGACCAAGGCGAAGCGAUUCUUGCUCUCGAUGUCGUGUGCUCUUCCGGGGCGUCCACGAACGAUGUGGCGGCGAUGCCGCUCGUUCGAUUGGAUCCACCUGCGACGGUUGUCCAGGAACGCAUCCUGGCGUGUGUGACGCUCUUGGUCGAAGCGGCGAGCGUAUUUCCCCGCAUCGAUGCCCAGACAAGCGUCCCGACUCGCAUCCGAAACAAGGCUGUCCUCGGCCCAUGCACCCUCACGUCGGACGACCCGUUCGUCGUGUCGGCGAAGAGGGAAAUCGCUACGGCCAUGACGACACAUUUGGCCGAAGCAGCCCGAGUCCUGGAUGCCUUUCGUCCAUUCCACGUGCUGCUGGACGGGUCGCUGGAGCAGCGUCUGACCACGUUGCUCGACGUGCCACCGCCGUUGGAUCUGUCCGUGCUUCGCAUCGAGUUGAAAGCGCUCGCGGACUUGGACAGGGCCAUCAUGACGUCGAUUCAAGACCACUAUUACUUUCCCAUGUUUGCUGUAAUUUGCGUCGACGCCAAGGACCUGCUCCGGCAGCGCGUGAAGGACUUGUCGCACUUGCUGCUGUCCCGCGCGUCGGCGGAGAACAUCCGCCACAUGAACGCGAUGGGACAACAGUACGAACAGACCGUGCAAACGCUGAUGGCGGACCCGAUCGACUCGGCCGAACUCAAAACGCUGCAGCUCUUUUACGAGAGCAGCAUGGCGACGCUGGCGGCGCUCCAGGACGAGUUGUACAGCCGCGUGUGCGUGUCGGUGCGAUUUCUGAAAGAACACGACUUCCAAAUGACGCGAGAGGAAGUCCAGCAGUUCUUCAUGACAUUUCGAUGGCCGGACACAGUCGUCAACUUUCAGCGCAAGAGCUUGGAGCGACAGCGCGACCGAAAGCGUGAGCUCGAGCUCGUGGUCGACGCGCGCCAAGAGCACCUCACGACUGCGUUUGGCACAUGCCAGAAGAAGAUUGAAAAGCUGCGCGAGGCCGGCAAUAUGCAAGACGCGGCGGCCGUCACCAAGCGCAUCGAGGCCGUCAUGAAGUUGAUUGCUGACAUCGACGACGAGGCGCAGAAAAUUCGCGACCAGCAAGCAAUCUUGGACAUGUCGCCCACGGAUAACGACAAGAUGAUCAAGGAGCUCCAGGAGAUGCUCAUGCCGAUGGAAAAGUUGUGGACGACGGUGGCCCAGUUCAGCGACCAAAUGAACUUGUGGCGCGGCCAGCCUCUGUACCUGGUCAACGCGGAAGACGCGGAGAAGGAGGCCGACGGGUUUCGCCGAAACAUUGUUAAAGUCAUCAAGGAAUGCGAAAAGGUCGGCGAGAUCUUGGACGCGCCCGUCGGCGUUGCCCGGCAAGCCAAGAAGAUGCUCGACGAAAUGCUAGACAGCCACGUGCCGCUCAUGCACCUGAUCUGUACGCCGGCGCUGUGUCCGCGCCACUGGGCGGAAAUCGAAGCCAUCACCAAGCUCAACUUGCAUCCAGCAUCCGGCGACAUGACACUGCACCACAUGCUCGAAGUCGGGCUCCACAAGUUCACGGCGCAAAUCGAAGACAUUUGCGUCGGCGCGGCCAAGGAAUACUCGCUCGAGCAAGCCCUCGACAAGAUGGAGCGGGAGUGGGAAGGCGUUGAAUUCCAUACCAAGCCGUAUCGGACAACAGGAACGUCGAUCCUGUGCGCCACGGACGAAAUGCAGCAGCAACUGGAUGACCACAUGGUGAAGAUUCAGUCGAUUCGUGGCAGCCGAUACAACAAGCCGUACCUGGAACGCAUCGGGCGAUGGGAGACCAUCUUGGUGGCAAUUCAAGACAUCACGGACCAGUGGCUCAAGGUUCAAGCCACGUGGUUGUAUUUGGAGCCCAUCUUCAGCAGUGACGACAUCAUGCGCCAAAUGCCGACGGAAGGGAUGCUGUUCAAACGAGUGGACAGCACGUGGCGACAAAACAUGGACGACACGAUCGCCGAGCCGGAAGCGACCAAAGUCGCGCAGCGCAAAGGCUUGCUCGAUGCGCUCGUCCGGUCCAACGAAGACCUCGAGACGAUUCAAAAAGGCCUGAACGAGUAUUUGGAGACGAAGCGGCUGUAUUUUCCCCGGUUCUUCUUCCUCUCGAACGACGAAUUGCUCGAGAUACUGGCCGAGACCAAAGAUCCGCUGCGCGUGCAGCCCCACCUGAAAAAGGCAUUCGACGGCAUCAACUUGCUCGAGUUCCAGCCCAACAUGGACAUCACGGCGAUGUUGAGCCCAGAGAACGAAAAGGUCCCGUUCCUGUUUGAAAAGAUUGCCCAGAGCCAGAUCAACCCCAACUCAACCGGCGGCAAUGUUGAAAUCUGGCUGCAGGAGGUCGAAGUCACGAUGCGAAAAAGCGUGGCCUAUCACGUGGACCUGAGCAUGGAAGACUAUCCCAAGCAAGACCGACUGCAGUGGGUCCAGCAGUGGCCGGGCCAAGUCGUACUAGCCAUCAACCAAACCGUGUGGACAGCGCAGACAGAAGCCGCGCUGGUCGGGGGCAACCGCUUGGAGCCGCUAAAGGAACACUUAAAGACCCUACGCAGCGAACUCUUGCGCACGGUGGAGCUCGUGCGAGGCCAACUGCCCAAGUUGACGCGCAUUACGUUGGGCGCGCUCGUGGUGAUGGACGUGCACAACCGCGACACGAUCGCUGAACUCGUCGACAAAAACGUGUGCGAGAAGACCGAUUUUGACUGGCUUGCCCAGUUGCGGUACUACUGGGUCGCCGGCGGCAGCUCUGCCCAAACGGGCAAGCCCGGGACAAUGCAAUGUCGCAUGAUCAACACGCUCGCGCUGUACGCGUUCGAAUACUUGGGCAACUCGAUGCGCCUCGUGAUUACGCCGCUGACCGAUCGAUGCUACCGGACUCUCAUGGGCGCCAUCCAUUUGAACUUGGGCGGCGCGCCGGAAGGCCCGGCAGGAACCGGGAAAACCGAAACAACCAAGGAUCUUGGCAAGGCGAUUGCAAUUCAAUGCGUGGUCACCAACUGCUCGGACGGGCUCGACUACCUGGCCAUGGGCAAGUUCUUCAAAGGCCUCGCCUCCAGCGGCGCCUGGGCUUGCUUUGACGAGUUUAAUCGCAUCCAACUCGAAGUGCUGUCUGUGAUUGCGCAGCAAGUGUUGUGCAUUCAAAUCGCCAAGGCCCAAAAGGCUGUCACGUUUAUGUUUGAAGGCACGCUGCUCAGUUUGAACCCGACCUGCUGCCCGUUCAUCACGAUGAACCCCGGGUACGCCGGACGCGCGGAGCUACCAGACAACUUGAAAGUUCUCUUCCGCACGGUCGCCAUGAUGGUGCCCGACUACGGCAUGAUUGCCGAAAUCAUGCUCUACUCGUACGGGUACAUGGACGCGAGUGCGCUGUCCAAGAAGAUCACGACCACAUACACGCUGUGUUCGGAGCAGCUGAGUUCGCAGUCGCAUUACGACUAUGGCAUGCGUGCCGUCAUGGCGGUGCUGCGCGCGGCGGGGAACCUCAAGCGUAGCGAGGGCCAUUUGAAAGAGGACAUUCUCGUCCUUCGGUCGAUCAUUGACGUCAACUUGCCCAAGUUUCUGUCGCCGGACGUCCCGCUUUUCAACGGGAUCACGUCCGACUUGUUUCCAGGCAUCGUUGUCGACCCACCCGACCGAACGGACAUGCUCCAAGCCAUCCACAGCGUGUGCCACCACAUGGGCCUCCAACCCGUCCCCAACUUUAUCGAGAAAGUGAUUCAAAUCUACGAAAUGAUGAUUGUCCGCCACGGGUUCAUGGUCGUCGGCAUGCCGUUUUCGGGCAAGUCCAGUUCGUGGAAGGUGCUUGCCGACGUCCUGGACACGCUGCACAAAAAGUUCCCAAACGACUCGAGGUACACGUCCGUGGUCGUGUCGGUGAUCAACCCGAAGAGCGUCACGAUGGGCCAGCUCUACGGCCAGUUUGACGAUGUUUCGCAUGAAUGGACGGACGGCGUCCUUGCCAUCAACUACCGCAACCUCGCGACAUCUCCAACCCCUGAGCGCAAGUGGCUGCUCUUCGACGGGCCGGUGGAUGCCGUCUGGAUCGAAAACAUGAACACGGUCUUGGACGACAACCGAAAGCUUUGCCUUAUGAGCGGCGAGAUCAUUGCCAUGAGUCCCGUCAUGAGCAUGAUGUUUGAGCCGAUGGAUCUCUUGGUUGCGUCGCCCGCGACCGUGUCCCGAUGCGGCAUGAUUUACAUGGAGCCCGAGCAACUCGGGUGGCAACCUCUCUUGGACUCGUGGCUCGAUCAGACGGCGGUUCUCCCAACGGACCCGGCCGAACGAAAGCUGCAACUCACUGACGACCAGCGCACGACGAUUCGAACGCUGACGAGCUGGCUUGUCGAGCCGUGCUUGUGCUUUGUCCGGAAGGAACUGAUCGAGCUCACGACUACCGUGGAUGCCAACUUGGUCCAGAGCUUACUCCAUAUUUUUGAAGCAGAGAUGCUGACUGUAAAACCGGCCGACGUCGGCACGAAAAAGGGGCUGCAGCACCUCGAGAGCCUGUUUCUGUUUGCGCUGAUCUGGUCGAUCGGCGCCACGUCGUCCGCCGACGGCCGCACACGCUUUUGCGAGUUCCUGCGCGCGUUCAUGGACUCGAUGCAAGUGCUCACGACCAAAUACGUGAUCGUUGGCCGCGCGCUGCAGGUUCGCAACUGGACCAAGCCGGCCGGGUUUGACACGUACGCGCUGGCGAGUCCGAUGCCAGCCAAAGGCAACCUCCACGACUACUUGUACUCGGCCGACGAAGCCAAGUGGAUGCGGUGGGAAGACACCCUAAAAGAGUACACGAUUCCACCCGCGAGUCCAUUCAGCACGAUCGUUGUCCCGACGACGUACACCGCCCAGCUCGACUGCCUCGUCCAGCUCUUGGUCACAAACAAGCGCAAAGUCCUCGUGUGCGGCCCGACCGGGACCGGAAAGAGUUGCUAUCUCAACGGGAUCUUGAACGAAAAGCUGUCGGCCGACUUGUACUCUGUCAUCAUGCUGUCGUUUUCGGCCAAGACGUCGGCCCACAUGACACAAAACAUCAUUGACGGCAAGCUCGACAAGCGGCGCAAAGGCGUGUACGGUCCCCCGGUUGGAAAAGAUGGCAUCAUUUUCGUGGAUGACCUCAACAUGCCGCAAAUCGAAACGUACGGCGCACAACCUCCGAUCGAACUCAUGCGGCAGUUUGUCGAUUCGGGCGGAUGGUAUGAUCUCAAAGAGAUGACGUGGCAAAAAAUCAUCGACACGAUCGUGGUCACGGCGAUGGGGCCUCCCGGCGGCGGACGCAACACCAUCUCGCCGCGCUUCCAACGGCACUUCAACGUGUUGUGUUUUUCCGAAUUUGACGACGUCACGCUCGUGCGCAUCUUCUCCACGAUCGUGUUGUGGUACUUUCAAAGCGGUCCGUUUUUGCCCGAGAUCCGCAAGCUGUCGGACGCCGUCGUCGCCGCGACACUUGAGACGUACCAAAAUGCCAUGAAGGUGCUCUUGCCAACGCCAAAAAAGUCGCAUUACACGUUCAACCUGCGCGACUUUUCUCGCGUCAUUCAAGGCAUUAUGCUCGUCACGGCGUCAGACGAGUUCAACACGACGGGUCUUGUCAAGCUGUGGGUGCACGAGUCGCUGCGCGUGAUUGGGGACCGCCUCAUCGACGACGAAGGUCGGAUGUGGUUUUGUGAGUUGCAGCGGAAAAUGGUCGCCAAGCACUUUAGCGCCAACUUUGACAAGGUGUUUGCGUCGUUGAAGCGCGGCCGGGACGGCGCGGUCAUGCCGCACGACAUGCGCAACCUGUUUUUUGGCGACUAUCGGGAACCGGACGCGAACCCACGUUUGUACAAGGAAAUCGACGUGUCGAGCCAUGCCGACGUGGACGGCAUCGCGCAACUGAUUGCGUGCUUGGACUCGUACUUGGGUGAAUUCAACGCGGUGUCACGGAAACCCAUGAACUUGGUCAUGUUUCUGUUUGCGAUUGAGCACUUGAGCCGGAUCGCGCGCGUCCUCAAGAUGCCACGUGGCAACGCGCUGCUCGUGGGUGUGGGGGGCAGUGGCCGGCAAAGCUUGACACGGCUCGCGGCUUUUAUCAUGGACUACGAAGUCAAGCAAAUUGAGAUCGCCAAAAAUUACUCGAUGCUCGAGUGGCGCGAAGACAUGAAGUACGUGCUCAAGACGGCCGGGACGGGCGCGCGGCCGCUCGUGUUUCUCUUCAGCGACACCCAAAUCAAGUACGAAGCGUUCGUUGAAGACAUCAACAACAUGCUGAACGCGGGCGAGAUCCCGAAUUUAUUUCCGUACGACGAGCGCGUCGGACUCUGUGAAGGCGUGCGACCACAUGCCAAAGAAAAAUUUGGCAAAGCAGCGGCGGACAUGACACCUACGCAGCUGUACGCGUUCUUUGUUCAGCGGGUUCGCCAACAACUCCACAUUGUGUUGGCAUGUUCGCCCAUUGGGGACGCGUUCCGCGACCGCCUUCGCAAGUUUCCAUCCAUGAUCAAUUGCUGCACAAUCGACUGGUUCACGGCAUGGCCGGCAGACGCGUUGGUCGCGGUGGCCGAGAAGUUUCUCCGGGAUGUCGAAAUGGAAAGCGACUCGAUUCGACGCGGGAUCGUCGCCACGUGCCAGUACUUUCACGUACAAGUGGAAGAGCUCAGCAGUUUGUUUCUGCGCUGCCUGCGCCGCCAAAAUUACGUGACCCCCACCUCGUACUUGGAGCUCAUCGUAGCGUUCAAGUCGUUUCUGGGCCAGCGUCGGGACAGCGUGAUGAAGGCCAAGCUCCGGUACGACGUUGGCCUCGAGAAGAUUCAAUUUGCCGAGGCGAACGUGAGCGUAAUGCGGAAAGAGCUCGUGGACAUGCAGCCGAUCCUGGACAAGUCGACCAAGGACACAGCGGUCUUGAUGGAGGAAAUCCAAGCCAAGUUGCCUGGGGUCGAGAAGACGCGAGCUGAAGUGCAAGCGGACGUGGCGAUCGCAGACGCAUCCAAAGCACAGUGCGAGGCGCAAAAGGCCAGCGUUGAAGCCGACUUGGCCGAAGCCGUGCCCGCAUUAGAAGAGGCGCUCAAGGCCCUCGACACGAUCAAAGCGUCCGAAAUCAACGAAGUCAAAGCCAUGGCAAACCCGCCCGCGGGGGUCAAGCUCGUCUGCGAAGGCGUGUGUGUCAUGCUUGGGAUCAAGCCAAACCGGAUCCCGGACCCCGCCGACCCAAGCAAGCGCAUCAUGGAUUUUUGGGGACCGUCCGUCAAAAUGCUCAGUGACUCGACGUUCAUCCAGCAGCUCAAGAAGUUCGACAAGGACAACUUGGACCCCAAGAUCAUGAAGGUCGUUGUGUCCAAGUACAUUGCCGAUGAAAACUUUAGCCCGGAAAAGGCCGAAAAAGCAUCCAAGGCCGCCGCGGGGCUGUGUAAAUGGGUCCAUGCAAUGGCGCUGUAUGACAACGUGAGCAAGGUCGUGGCUCCAAAACGAGAAGCGCUAGCUGCCGCCGAGAAACAAUUGCAGGAAACCAUGGCGAGCUUGAAUGAAAAGCUCUGUCGGCUCAAAGAAGUCGAAGACGGUCUAGACGGGCUCCAAAAAGCGUUCCAAGAUGCGACCGACUCGAAAGUGUCGCUGGAAGGCCAGAUCGACCUCACCGGCAAAAAACUCGUCCGCGCUGCGACGCUGAUCGACAGCUUGGGCGGCGAAAAAAUCCGGUGGAAGGAAUUUAGCGCGCAGCUCGCAAAUCAGUACACCAAGCUCACGGGCGAUGCGUUGAUAUCUGCCGGCAUUGUCGCGUACCUCGGACCGUUCACGUCCGUGUACCGAGCGCAGGCCGUGACCGCGUGGGUCGCCCGCUGCAAGGCACUCGAGAUACCGUGCAGCGACUUGCCGUCGUUGUCGGGGACGUUGGGGGACCCGGUUCAAAUUCGAAAGUGGAAUAUCGACGGGCUGCCCACCGACAUGUUUAGCAUCGACAACGGAAUCGUCGUCUUCAACGCGCGGCGGUGGCCGCUCAUGAUCGACCCCCAAGGCCAAGCGAACAAGUGGAUACGCAACAUGGAGCACGACCACGGGUUGUACGUGAUCAAACUCACGGACAGCGACUACUUGCGCACACUCGAGAACGCCGUCCAGUUCGGCCGCCCCGUUCUCCUCGAAAACAUUGGCGAGGAGCUCGACCCGAGCCUCGAGCCGCUGCUACUCAAGCAAACGUUCAAACAGGGCGGCAGCCUGUUCAUUCGGCUGGGAGAUGCCAACAUCGAGUACGCGGACUCGUUUCGGUUCUACGUCACGACCAAGCUGCGGAACCCACACUACCUGCCCGAAGUGUCGGUGAAAGUGACGCUCCUCAACUUUAUGAUUACGCCGCAGGGCCUCGAGGACCAGCUCCUCGGGAUUGUCGUCGCCGAGGAACGACCUGACCUGGAAGAGCAAAAGAACAAACUGAUUGUCCAAAGCGCCAAGAACAAGGCACUGCUCAAGGACAUCGAGGACAAGACGCUGCAAAUCCUGUCGUCGUCGGAAGGCAAUAUCCUCGAGGACGAGUCCGCAAUCAACACGAUGAAUCAAGGUAAGCAAGUGGCGGACCAAAUCAAGUCGGAGCAAGUGAUUGCCGAAGCGACGGAGCUCGAAAUCGACGCGGUCCGCCAGGGGUACCGCCCGGUCGCGUAUGCGUCGCAAGUGCUUUUCUUUUGUAUCGACCAGCUCGCCAACAUCGAACCGGUGUACCAGUACUCGCUGUCAUGGUUUAUCAACCUGUUCGUGCUGAGCAUUCAGCAAAGCGAGCGCAGCACGGAGCUCGCGAGCCGGCUCCACGUCCUCGAUACGCACUUUACGUUUUCGUUGUACCGCAACAUUUGCCGGUCGCUGCUCGAAAAGGACAAACUCAUGUUUUCGUUCCUUCUCACCGUGUCCAUCAUGCAAGGCCGGAACGAAAUCGACGCGACCGAAUGGUAUUUCUUCUUGACGGGCGGGGUCGCGCUCUCGGACACGCCGCCCCCCAACCCGUGCGCCGACUGGUUUAGCGAAAAGCAAUGGAACGAGCUCGUGCGCCUCGCCAACAUGCCGUGCUACACGGGCCUCGUCGACGAGUUCAAAACCCACCAGGCCGAGUGGAAGACCAUCUACGACAGCCCGACCGGCCACUUGCUGUCGUUUCCCGGAUCGUUUGCAACGGUGACGCCGUUCCGCCGACUGCUCGGGAUCCGUGUCCUCCGACCAGACUUGGUCGUGGUCGCGGCGCAGCAAUUUGUCGUAGUCACGAUGGGCGAAGCCUUCGUCAAGCCACCGCCGUUCGACUUGGCGCUGUGCUAUGGCGACAGCAGCGUCCAGAGCCCACUAGUGUUUAUCCUGAGUCCCGGCAGCGACCCCAUCAGUUCCGUCCUCAAGUUCGCCGACGCCAGCAAGCAAAAGAUUGAUACCAUAUCGCUCGGCCAAGGCCAAGGACCGAUUGCCGAACGCAUGAUAUCCCUUGCCAUGGAAACAGGAAGCUGGGUUGUGCUCCAAAAUUGCCACUUGGCCCCGUCGUGGAUGCCAACGUUGGAGCGCAUCACCGAAGGCAUUAAGAUUGAUUCGACCAGCCCGACCUUUCGGCUGUGGUGCACAACGUAUCCGUCGCCGGUCUUCCCGCCGUCCGUGCUCCAGAACGGCGUUAAAAUGACCAACGAACCGCCCAAAGGCCUCCGCGCCAACUUGAUGGGGUCGUACUUGCUCGAUCCGAUCGCCGAGCCGGGCUUCCUCGACUCGGUGAACAAGGGCGGCGAGUUUCGCCGACUGCUCUUUGCGCUGUGCUUUUUUCAUGCCCUGGUCCGAGAACGUCGGCAGUUUGGGCCGCUCGGAUGGAAUAUCCAGUACGAAUUCAACGAGUCCGACUUGAGCAUCUCGACGCGGCAGCUUGCCAUGUUCAUUGACGAAAACGACGUCAUUCCGUGGGGCGCGAUUCGGUACUGCACCGGCGAAUGCAAUUACGGUGGUCGUGUCACCGACGACAAAGACCGGCGGACGCUGGCGUGUUUACUCGGACGAUUCUACACGACCGACGUCCUCGCCGACUCGUACAGCUUUGACGAGCGAGGGCAGUACGUGGUGCCGCCGGAUCUGCCCUACGACGGGUACCUCAAGUACAUCGAAGGACUGCCGCUCGUGGCCCCGCCCAACGUGUUUGGGCUGCAUGACAACGCCACAAUCACGAAAGACCAAAACGAAACCACCAUCUUGUGCACGAACGUCCUGCGCACGCAGUCGUCGGGCGGCGGCGGCGGUGGCGGCGAUGCCAAGGGCUUGAGCCAAGAAGAAACUGUGGACGCCAUGGCCGCCGACAUCCUCGGUCGUUUGCCCGACAACUACGACAUGGAACUGGCCGCGAUUCGAUACCCCGUCAAGUGGAACGAAAGCAUGAACACAGUGUUGUGCCAGGAACUCGUGCGGUUUAACAACCUCCUGACCGUUGUUCGCUUGUCCCUCAAAAACGUUCGCAAGGCGAUUCAAGGCCUAGUCGUCAUGUCGGCAGAGCUCGAAAACCUGAGCUUGUCGCUGUUUUACGGAAAGAUUCCAGCCAUGUGGAUUGCCAAGUCGUACCCGUCGCUGAAACCUCUCGCGAGCUAUGUGAGCGACCUGCUCGAGCGCAUUGCGUUCUUCAACGCGUGGUUGCAAGCAGCGCCGCCGCCCAUCUUUUGGAUCUCGGGGUUUUUCUUUACCCAGGCGUUUUUGACCGGUGCAAACCAAAAUUUCGCCCGGCGCUAUACGAUCCCUAUCGAUCAAAUUGCUUUUGAUCACGAAGCCAUGCCCCGCUCCGACUACGCCUCUGGUCCCAAGGACGGCGUGUACGUGCGAGGUCUCUUUCUCGAAGGCUGUCGAUGGAACAAGGUUGAAGCGCAGUUGACGGAAUCGCAGCCCAAAGUGCUCUUCACGAGCGGCCCCGUGCUGUGGUUCCGCCCGACCAAGAAGUCCGAUCUAGUUCCGAAAAAGUCGUACAACUGCCCUGUCUACAAGACGAGCGAACGCCGAGGAACGCUGUCGACGACAGGCCACUCGACCAACUUUAUCUGCUUCAUUCGCUUGCCCACAAACCUCCCCGAAGCCCACUGGGUUGCACGAGGCGUUGCAAUGCUUAGUCAGCUGGACGACUAA